ACGGAGAUAAAUCAAGUUGGCUAUGUUAAGAUUAUUUAGUAUAAAUAUUUUAUGGGAAAACAUCUAUGAUAAAUUAAUAUGGCACUUUCACAAGGCAUGCUUUGUAAUAAAUGGCUGGAUUAUCGAAAUAAAGUUUUACCCCAGAGUGAGGGUCACCAUGGUGGCCUAGUGACCGGUUAUCAUGGCAACCACUUGUACGUAGACAGCAUGGUUCUCGGAAGCCCAAGUGGUCCGAUGCUUCCGAUGGACUCUGAUAUACACAUGGCAGGUGGAGACAUGCAUUACGAUAUACACAUGGGGGCGGGGAUGGGUGACCGGGCGAUAUCGUCUAGUACGGGCGGACUGGGUGACGGGAAGAAGCGGAAAGGGGGUGGAGUCGUGGGGAAGAGUAUUGAGGAAGAGUUAUGUAGGAUUUGUGGCGAUCGUGCAUCAGGAUACCAUUAUAAUGCUCUAAGCUGUGAGGGAUGUAAAGGAUUCUUCCGUCGUAGUAUAACACGGUCAGCAGCGUAUCACUGUAAAUAUGGCGGAAAUUGCGAGAUGGACAUGUGGAUGCGACGAAAGUGCCAAGCUUGCCGACUACGACGUUGUCGAGAGGUCGGCAUGAAAGAGGAAUGUUUAUUGUCUGAAGAACAGUGCAAAGCACGUGAUGUUAGGAGGAAACAGAAAACGACUAAGUCGAAAAAAUCGGAAAGUAGUAGUGGUCCCGCGACACCUAACUCAAUGUGUGAUAAAUCGGAUAUUGACGAUUCUAAAGAUUCUAAAGAUUCUAAGGAUUCUUGUAUGAAAAAUAAAAUAACAAGUGCUAAACCACACUCUAUAAUUGACCCAGAACCCUUGGAAAGGGUGUGUGAAGAUACAAAAAAGUUAGUGGAAAAGCUUGUGUACCUCCAAGAUAAAUACGAGUUUGCGGACGAAAAAGUGAUAAAAUCAGUCAACGAUGUUAACAUUGAAUGCAUCAACAGCGAGGCGAUACAAGGGGAUGCAUUGUUGUCGCAGCUUGCCAAGAUGACCGUCAUCAUCACCCAUCUCAUUGUAGAGUUUGCGAAAAAUCUACCAGGGUUCUCACGAAUCAGCAAGGAGGAUCAAAUAACUUUGCUUAAGUCAGCGUGCAGUGAGGUAAUGGCAAUCCGUGCUGCGCGAUGUUACGACCUUGCAUCUAGGACAAUCGUUCUGGCCAAUGGAACACCAUGCUCCGUGGAAAACAUGAUGGCGGCAGGGGGCAGCGAGGCAUACUGGAAACUUGUGUUUCAGUUUUGUCAUGCCCUAGCAGAUAGUCAAACAGACAAUACGGAAUACGCCCUCUUCACAGCCAUCUGCAUUUUCUCAGAGCGCCAUGGCCUUGUAAAUAAAGACCAGGUCGAACAGAUACAGAAAAUAUACGUUGAUGCGUUACGAGAAUACGUGAAUCGUAAACGCAUGCAUGGGGGCACAUGCCUGGCCAAGCUCCUCAUCAGACUGAGUGACCUGCGCAGCAUCAGCAUGGAACAUUCGAAAAUGCUCACCAUGAUGCAUAUGGAUGAAAGUCUUAUGCCUCUUAUUGUUCAGGACAUUUAUAUACAGGGAUCCUGAUACUCAUGGUGAUUGACAUACUAGGGAUUUAUAUUUCAAAGUGUUAUUGGCUCGUAACGAUCCAGAACUCUAUGUAUAAUGGGAUUCCAUGAUGGGUUUCCACUAUCAAGUGAGGUACAGAAUGCGCAUUAUUUUAUAUAAUUAUACAGUGGAAACCUGUUGGCUCGAUAUCUCUUGGCUCGAUUUCCGACCGAUUUUGUUUUACUCUAUGUAAGCAUUCCCUCUUGGCUUGAUAUUCGUGAGGCUCGAGUUUUUUGGCUGGUUCCUGUAUCAUCGUGUUACUGGGUUAACUGUUAAGUAAAACUCGAAAGGAAAUUAUUGUUUUACAUAUUCAGUGCAAAAUUUGUGUCACAUUUGUAGCUUUCCUGAAGUGUUGACAGUUUCAUGAAAAGAAACAUUUUUAAUCAGGUUGCAACUUGUGUAAUAUCGCAUUAACUAUCUACCCAUGGAUAGGUUUCCUCGUCCCCGAUGGUUCAUGCCGGUACCCUGGAAACACCGUAACAGAUUAAAGUUUGUAAAAUCGUAUAAACUCUCUAUCUAUGGAUUGGUUUUCCUCGUCCCCAAUGGUUCAUGCAGGAAUCCUGGAAACAUCCAAACAGAUUGAAUUCCGAUAACAGUUAUUUCUGCUCAUGUUUUGAUGUUUGUAUGUUAUGGGAUAUUCCAUCAUAGUGUUUUUCAAACAUGACAGGUAAAUGAUGUGCUAUUUAAUUGUACAUCUCCAUUUGUUUCAUUGCUUAAAUGGCUGAAUGUAUUUUUGUUUUAUUUUAUUAUAUGUUUUUAAAAUGUCUCUUCAUUUACUGUAUCUCAGAAACUGAACUUUGUCGCCUCAGCAUUUCCUUAUGUAUUGUUUAGUUCAGAUAAUAAAAUGCAUAUUUUUAUAUGAAUAUAGCAUUAACUUUAAUGGACACACUGUGUGGACUUCAAGCAUGUUUGCAUCAACUGUAAAUUGCCUGAACAUUGCUUUUUCCUUGGCAUUCAAAGACCAGCAAUAUCAUUAAUAUUUAGGUUAUUUUUUUUACUGCAAAGCCCCAGUCCCACCGACCUCCUGGACUGUCCCAAAUCCUCUCAGACUGAAAUUUGGCCAAUCCAGGAUCAGUUCCUUGUUGUAUUUGGGACAGUCGGUAGCUGAUCAGGGAUGGUCCAUGGCUCUGCUGUGGUGGUACUGGGGUGAUAUGUGUGGCUUCGUGUUCAUUCAUUGUGAUGCCGUGUUGGGUAAUCAGGGUCGUCUGAUGUUAUGAGAUUGUCUACAGACCAUCAACUUAAUUACACCUAGGACCACCACGGACAACCCAGGAUCACGCUAUCUCUUGAUCAGAAAAUGUUCCGUGUAAAUCUGGGAUGGUCCAUGUUGAUUUCAGCUUUGGUGUGUCUGUAGCUUAAUAAAAAGGUUUAGAUUCAUAGUCAUAAUGCUUUCUUUUUUUUUUUGAAGAACAAGGCAACUUCUAUUAUUCAUCAAGACUUUUUUGAUGCUUGAGACUGCUUCACUGUCAAAUUGUUAAGGUUUUGCAAAAAGGUUAUGUAUUGAUUCAGAAUUCUUAUGCCAAAACAUUGGAUACAUAGAAACAUAUGUACAAUUUGUUGGUUUAAGGUAAUCCAUUGAUAUUAAUAUUCAACAAAUUGCUACUGAUAAAAUUUCAUUUUAAAGUUAUGAAAUGUUCAGUUUGAAUAUUUUAAAAGUUUUCACGAAGGCCUUCUGUUAUAUAGACACAGUUAUUUAAGAAACCAAUAAAUAAAAUUGCUAUAUAAUUAUGAUCAUACUAAAAAAUUAUUACCUCCCUUUAAUAUAUCAUAUCAUAAUAGUAGCUUCAUUAUGGUGUUAUUCAAAAAUGUGAUCCAACCAAAAUUGAUUAACAAAUAUAAAUGAAACAAAGAACUAUUCUUGAUGUUAAUAUUUAAAAUCCACCAACACAUCUUUGCGCUCUAAUAUUGUAUGGCUUUAAUCUCAAAGCUAUUUUGUCGGGAAAUGUCAUUGUAAAGUGCUGGAAUAUAUUAAGCACUAGAUGUCUAUAACAGGUUGUGUUUUAUAUAUGACUUAAAUGUUUUCCCUGAAGUUUUCCAUUGCAUUAUUAAAACUAGAUAUUGACAGGCUGUUUUCUAUAAUUUCUGCAAUAACACUUUUUACACAAGAUCAUGCUGUUAUGUCAACCAGUGUGUUCUUAUUGGUAUUACUAGAUCAUGAGGUUAUAUGUUCAAAAAUAGCACAUGAUCAUGUGGGUUUGUCAUCGACUUAAACACAUGUAACUCAAGAUCAUGUGGUUAUGUUACAGAAACAAAACAAGAUCAUGUAGUUAUGUUAAAAAUGAAAUACAAGAUCAUGCAGUAAUGUAAAAAAAACAAAACAGAACAAGAUCAUGAAGUUAUGUUAACAAAAAAAAACACAAUAUCAUGCCGUUAUGUAAAAAAAACAAAAACAAGAUCAUGUAGUUGUGUUAACAAAGAAACACAAGUUCAUGCCAUUAUGUUACAGAAAACAAAACAAGAUCAUGUAGCUAUGUUAACAAAGAAACACAAGAUCAUGCGGUAUUGUAAAGGAAACAAAACAAGAUCAUGCAGUUAUGUUAACAAAGAAACACAAGAUCAUGCAGUUAUGUAAAGGAAACAAAACAAGAUCAUGCAGUUAUGUUAACAAAGAAACACAAGAUCAUGCGGUUAUGUAAAGGAAACAAAACAAGAUCAUGCAGUUAUGUUAACAAAGAAACACAAGAUCAUGCAGUUAUGUAAAGGAAACAAAACAAGAUCAUGCAGUUAUGUUAACAAAGAAACACAAGAUCAUGCGGUUAUGUAAAGGAAACAAAACAAGAUCAUGCAGUUAUGUUAACAAAGAAACACAAGAUCAUGCGGUUAUGUAAAGGAAACAAAACAAGAUCAUGCAGUUAUGUUAACAAAGAAACACAAGAUCAUGCGGUUAUGUAAAGGAAACAAAACAAGAUCAUGCAGUUAUGUUAACAAAGAAACACAAGAUCAUGCAGUUAUGUAAAGGAAACAAAACAAGAUCAUGCAGUUAUGUUAACAAAGAAACACAAGAUCAUGCAGUCAUGUCAAAGAAAACAAAACAAGAUCAUGUAAUUAUGUUAACAAAGAAACACAAGAUCAUGCGGUUAUGUAAAGGAAACAAAACAAGAUCAUGCAGUUAUGUUAACAAAGAAACACAAGAUCAUGCGGUUAUGUAAAGCAAACAAAACAAGAUCAUGCAGUUAUGUUAACAAAGAAACACAAGAUCAUGCAGUUAUGUAAAGGAAACAAAACAAGAUCAUGCAGUUAUGUUAACAAAGAAACACAAGAUCAUGCAGUCAUGUCAAAGAAAACAAAACAAGAUCAUGUAAUUAUGUUAACAAAGAAACACAAGAUCAUGAUGUUAUGUAAAAGAAAACAAAACAAAAUCAUGUAGUUAUGUAAUUAAGGAAACACAAGAUUAUGAUGUUAUGUAAAAGAAAACAAAACAAGAUCAUGUAGUUAUGUUAACAAAGAAACACAAGAUCAUGCAAAUAUGAUGACUAAAGCCUGUUUGUAAUUGUAGUUUUUUAGAAAAAGAGAAUAAUUCAAUUGAUAAUUUUUAGAUUUAGUAUCAACCAUGAUGGCCUUGCUUUUGACGUCGGUGUGCAAAAACAUUAACCUUGGCCAAUUUGAUAAAAAAAACACUUUCUAAAUGUUAAUGAGACGCUGCACAAAUGUGUGUAACAAGGCCCAUUUAACUCUUAGGUUUCAAAAAUUAUACACUGUAUGUUGGUUCAUAUUUCUUCUUUUCUCAUGGGUUUUUGUAAACAGUCUGGAUAAAAUGUAUUGCAACUUUGAAACAGUCUGUCACCAAUACUGCUUAAAAAAAAAGCCAGCCAAAGGCUAUAUUUUAAUUUUUUAUGUAGUCUGUCUAGACAUCGUGCAUACAUUACGUAAAGACUGUUCAAUUUUGUAACAGCUUCUUUUCACAAUUCAGAAUGUUAUAAAGAAUUAUUUAACCAAUUUCGAGUUGUAACAGAUUUUUUUCACAAUUCAGAAUGUUAUAAAGAUUUAUUUAACCGAUUUUGAGUCGACAUCAUUCAGUAUAAAAUUAAGGUUUGAAAUAGAGGAUUAUUAUUAAAGUACAUGAAUAAUCGUUUAAUAUGGAUUGUAUUAAUAAUAUAACUGUUAUAAUAACUAUAAGAUAUAACUGUUAAUACAUGUUUUCAAAAAUUGAUUUAAGAAUCAAUUGUUAAUUUUGUUUCUCAAGAAAAAAAAGAAAAUUGGUUCAAAUUUUUUCAUGCUUUCCAGUGCUUUAUUGAAAUAUAAUGGCGGCUUAAAUCUCGAAAAACUCACCAUUUGAAACAGUGAGUUUUAGAAAAUAAUUUCACUUUUUAAACUCAGCUUAAACCUGAUUCAUUUUUAAAUUAUAAUAUAAAUACUUUUAUUUUAAAAACACUUAUACUUAUCUUUUAAUUUGACUAUGAAAAAAUUAGGAUAUUGACUUAAAAGUUAAGAAUUGACUUAAGAAACCAAUGAAAUUGCCUCAUUAAUAUAAUUCAUAAUUUAAAGAUUUUCAAAGCCCACUCACCCAUGGUACACAACGAAACAUCGGGGAUAAACAACCAUUAUUUUAUCAAGGUUCCAUGUUCAAAAUAAUAUAUUAUAUUCUUUCCUCAGUUAGUGAGUGUAAUUUUGCCAAAUAAUUUUACAAUCCUUCAGGCGAAAAAUAUGAUAAUAGAAAUCCCUUAUUAAAUCUAAGAUGCUUUCCAAAAUUUCCCCAAGACAGCUAGCUUAGGCCUAAAAAAAAAAUUGUUUGGUUAGGGUUACAUCCUUAAAAAAAAUAGGUAGGGUAGGUAGGCUUUUUAUUUUUUUUUAUUUAUUUUUUUUAUUAGGUUUUAUAUAAGAAAAUAAUUUUCAUCAUUGGAGAAUGGUGUUAAAGCUAUCUUCUGUAUAAGCAUUUAAGGUUUAAACUUAAUAUUAAAAAGCAAUUUAAAAAAAAACGAGAUUUUUUUUCAUUUUUUUCAUUUUUUUUUUCAUUUUUCAUUUUUUUUUUCAAAUUGACUAUAAAAACGGUAGGGUCGGCGCCUAUUCCGUAGGUAGGGUCGGGUAACCCGAACCAAAUGUAUUUUUUUUUUAGGCCUUACCUGGUAUACAUCGAAGUCUAAUCGAAACUAAUAACAUUUUCUACAAUAUUUAAUUGGACAUAAAUCUUAUUAUUUUACAAACAUGUGCUGAAUAAGUAACAUUUGUUUCAGUCUGUUUAAGUAUACUAAAAUAUAUUUUCAUUGAUUUUAAGGUUUUGUUGUUGUUAAUUCUUUACCUUUUAAUUAGUAAUAAAUUAACACAAGGACUUUUUCGUGCAGAAAAAAAUUUGAACAAGUUUUAAUUUGAAAGUGUUUGUAGUUCUUUAUUUAAUAUUGUUUAGUUUAAACAUGAAUAGAACAACGAAGCUAACACUGGAAGCAGAAUCUUGUACAAAGGGACAAGACACCAGAUGAUACAACUGCAAAAAAAGAAAGAAAAUUGUCAAUUAACCCAACAUAAAUUGGAUACCAUUGUGUACAACACAUUGCACCUUAUAUAAUUACAUUGCCUAUGACAUAUGUUUCUUCUGAAGUUUUUGCUUUUUUUCCAAUUCGAAAAUUUACUGGGUUUGUUAACCAUAUAAAUCCCACUUAAUUUAAUAUGUAUUUCUACUUAUAAUCAUGUGACUUUUACAUGCUAAAUAUACACACUAUUAACUGGGAAACCUUUAUUCACUAUUUUUAACAAGUCAACUCAGCUAAGACAGCGACAAAAUAUUAUUUAAGUCUUGUAAUAUUAUUUAUUAUUGGCCUCAUACAAGCUUGUAUUGACAAUUCUAGUCUUGUUUUAUGGAAAAAUUGUAUUUGCCAAUUUUGGGACCAUCUGGUGUCUAGUCCCUUUAAGAUCUAUUCAAGCUCAAUCAAGCAAGCGAGAAGCUUAUAUAUUUUAUGUUUAACUCAACUUUGUAGCAUUCCAAUGUGUAUCUACCUACCAUAUAUUUAGGAUUACCUCAUUUUUUUGCAAAUUUUGUUCCUGAUUUUUUUUUCAGAAGUUCUUUGAAACAGUUUGUGUUUGAUGAAUAUGAUCAUGAAGUUAUCCAUUUAAAACUGUACACUAUGAUUUAUAAUGGCUUUGGCAAAAAGUUAAACUGACUUAAAACAAAAAAAAUAUUUUGGCGGCGAGUUUUUUUGGUAUUGAAAUUAUACCGAAAAAAAUACUUAUCGCAGUCCACCUGUAUAUGUAGUGUAUGGUUUGAUUAGAGACAAUUUUAUUUUUUUAAAAGCUUUGAUAAUUAAAAUUUAAUACUUGCAGCAAGUGUUAAAUUUAGUUAAAUAAAUGUCCAUCUAUCCAUUAUGAGGAAUAGCUUAUCCCAGGUUUUGAAAAAUAUGUUGAUGUCUGAUAUUUUGAAGAACUGCAAUGUUAAGGUUAUGUUUCUUUUAUUUUAAUGGACUGUUGGUGCAUUUUGUACAUAGAAAAUGCUUGUUAUUAAUAUAUUUUCUUGGAAUAUUUGUCUAUAAAUUAUUGUGAUGUUACUUCUGUUGAAAUGUAAUGAUUAUCAUUAUUCGGGUAGCAUUUGCAGUAACAUGUUGUUAACGAUAUUUAUUAUUGCCCACAUCAUGAGAUGAUAUUACCCCAUCAUUAUGGGUGACAUUGGCAUGACAUUAACAUGUUGUUAACGAUAUUUAUUAUCACCGUGAUCAUGAGGUGAUAUAACCCCAUCAUUAUGGAUGACAUUUGCAGUUACAUGUUGUUAACGAUAUUUAUUAUCACCCAGAUCAUGAGAUGAUAUUACCCCAUCAUUACGUGGGUAACAUUGGCAGUUACAUGUUGUUAAAGAUAUUUGUUAUCACCCAGAUCAUGAAAUGAUAUUACCCCAUCAUUACUUGGAUAACAUUGGUAGUUACAUGUUGUUAACGAUAUUCAUUAUCAAAGUUGUUAACGAUAUUUAUUAUCAUCCAGAUCAUGAGAUGUUAUUGACAGUAAAAUGUUAAUCAUGAGAUCCCCAUGCCUCAUAUUGUUAUAUCUCAUUUGUAUUAUGAAUUUGUAUAUGUACCUGGUAAAUUGGUACAUGUACAUAUACCUGGUAAACUUAAAAACGUCAGUACCUGGUAAAAUUGUACAUGUUCAUGUAUAUUGUUAAACUGAACAUGUAUGUGUAUCUGGUAAAAUUGAACAUGUAUGUGCACCUGGUAUAAUUUUAUGUGUACCUGGUAAAAUUGUUUAUGUACAUGUACCUGGUAUUUAACAGAGAUUCAAUUCAAUAGUUAUUGAACAUUGUGGAUAUUCUGUGAAGUUUGGUUCGUCAUGUGUUCUCAUGAGAAUGUUAACAAUGCUGUAAAUGUUUCUGUGUUAAAUUUCAUUAGAUAGGAACAACUUGCUUGCCAUUAUCUGCUGUUAUGAGAUAAAAUGCUCUCAUUUCAUUUGUUGGUGUCAUUAGCAUCUUUCGACAUCGCACCGAUUGUUCAGAACUUUGUUAAUGUUGAAAACGUUGUUGGCGGCUACGUUGCUAACUUUAAUUAUAGUAUGUGCUCAUAGUUUUACAUAAAGCAAGUACACAGCUAAACAGUUGUCUCAAAUCCUGUAAGAAAUACUGCAGAUCACAAUUGAACCCAUUAAACUCGCAGUAACGAUUUGGAAGUUAACAACAAUGACGUUAACAACGUUGUUUACGUUAACAAAAUUCUGAACAAUUGGCCCAUUUGUUUUGAAUACAUAUACCAGGUGUAGUUAAUAGUAAAUACUCUUUUACACACACUCAUUCUUGGUUAUAUGAAUUAAUUAUGUAUUAUUAUACGUAUUAAACAAUUGCUCCUGACUCAGCACAAAUGGUUUACACUGUUGUUACAGUUGGACAGGGAUAUUAUUUUACUGUGAAAAAAUGACUAUUAUAAAAUUUUGUUGUUUAAUAUUAAACAAUGAUUAUUUAGGAUAUUUGUAUUUUUCUCUCACACUAAAUUGCUCAAAUAAAUCAAUGCUGGUACUAA
Mya arenaria is the source of this 9515-nucleotide messenger RNA. RefSeq names its product ecdysone receptor-like. The transcript has 7 exons. Gene Ontology annotation, molecular function: RNA polymerase II cis-regulatory region sequence-specific DNA binding; ecdysone binding; nuclear receptor activity. The record is from RefSeq and is a predicted model, not a curated record. Gene Ontology annotation, cellular component: nucleus. Gene Ontology annotation, biological process: cell differentiation; ecdysone receptor signaling pathway; negative regulation of transcription by RNA polymerase II. Lineage: Eukaryota; Metazoa; Mollusca; Bivalvia; Myida; Myidae. Bases 79 to 1569 code for a protein of 496 amino acids.